Molecule: messenger RNA, 654 nt
Organism: Dovyalis caffra
Lineage: Eukaryota; Viridiplantae; Streptophyta; Magnoliopsida; Malpighiales; Salicaceae
Source: the annotation of a GenBank genome assembly
AUGUAUGGAAGCAACACAUUCCUUGCAAACAACUCUCUGUCUGAUAAUUCCGUCGUGAUCAACAGUACGAGUCCAUUAGCAGAUCAGUUAACAAUCCCAGAUCCACUAGCUGGUGCUGGUGCUGGUGCUGGUAUGGAACUAGGUCCUGCUGGUAGUUACUGUACUAGUAGUAACUCUGCUAGUGGGUGCUGCAGUAGCUACGGUUCGCCAAGUUCACUUGCAAAUGGCAGCUGCAGUAUUAUCCAGAGGAGUAUUAGCACUCAUUCGUUUCAAAAGAAUGGGUAUCAUUGUUAUUUCACUUCUCACCCCCAUGAUUUCUUGGACAUGGACACCAGCCCAGUUAGAAGGGUCUUUAGCACUGGUGAUUUGCUACAGGGUCACAGAGCAGAGAGCCCAUUGUCGAGUGAGAGCAGUUUGAUUAUAGAGAGUAUGAGCAGAGCAUGCAAAUAUAGUCCAGAGGAGAAGAAAGAAAGAAUUGAGAGGAAAAUAUUGGCAGACAGCAGACCACGAAUCAGAGGACGGUUUGCAAGAAACGAUGAAAUUGAAAAAAAUCCUCAACUUCAAUGGAGCAACAUAAGUGGAGAAGAAGAUGAAGAGGAUGAUGAUAAUUGGACACAUUUUCUUGAUACAUUCUUAGCAAAUUCCAUUCCUUGA